Messenger RNA from Anoplophora glabripennis (Asian longhorned beetle), 1812 nucleotides. It is a transcript of the gene mael, whose product is annotated as protein maelstrom homolog. Gene Ontology annotation, biological process: piRNA processing; spermatogenesis; male meiotic nuclear division. The coding region runs from base 205 to 1743 and encodes 512 amino acids. Gene Ontology annotation, cellular component: nucleus; P granule. NCBI's taxonomy places the organism in Eukaryota, Metazoa, Arthropoda, Insecta, Coleoptera, Cerambycidae. The record is from RefSeq and is a predicted model, not a curated record. Gene Ontology annotation, molecular function: sequence-specific DNA binding. The transcript is spliced from 11 exons.
GGUAUCCUCUUUCUAAUCUGUGGAUGGUGGUUUACGGAGAUUUAGGUUAAGUACCUGCCGUUGGAUUCUUCAACUUCAACAGAUUGUAUAUUAUUGCUUACCUCUGCAAAAAUUUUUAUUCUACAAACGCAUAUAUUUAUUUAUAUUUCACAGUUGUUUGAUUUGAAAUUCAUUUGUAAGUUUAAUACGAUAUUUAUAUGAAUAAUGCCACCAAAAAAACAGAAGCAGACUCCAAGAAAUGGAUUUUUCUAUUUUAUGUUGGAGUUUAAAGAAAGGCAGGGACGGAAUUACAGAAGUAUGAGAGAAGUUGCCGAUGCAGCUGGCCCACACUGGAGUAAAAUGUCUAAAGAGCAAAGAAAACCAUAUGAUGAGAGAGCUCUUUAUGAAAAAAACAAUCUUAAACCAGGAAAAUAUACAUCAGAUGGAUUGGAUAUUGAAGAAGUAAACCAAAUGGAACGUCAAGCAAAAGAAAAGAAUGAAGAGAUGAAGAACAAAAUUACUGAAGAAAUAAAAUUGUCUGCCAAAAAUGGAAGAAUCCAAGAUAAAAUGUUUUUCUUAAUUCAUAUCAAUAGUUUUUGCUACUGUGCAUCGGAAAAGAGGUAUUAUCCUGCUGAGAUUGGUAUUGCGGCAUUUAAUUUGGUCGAUGGAGUUCUGCCGGAAAAUGUCUUUCAUAGUCUAAUAAAACCCGGUUUGUUACCUUUGGGUUAUGCGAGUGAAGCUCUGUCUCUGUCCAACGAGACUCAUCAGAUAGCUCCACCUAUGGCAGAUGAAGUUGAUAAUAACGUCGAAGAUGUAUUUUUUACUAUGAAACUAUUUUUACAGGGCAAGAUGCAAGGCUCUAGAAGAAUGCCCGUGUUGUACUGUCAUGAGAGGUAUAUGAAGAUGGUUCAGGAAAUUCUUGACACCUGGUGCGAUGAUUAUCAGGAACAGGUUUUCUUUGAUGUUUACGAUUUGCAGUAUAUGUUCCGUGUAUUAAAGAAUACGGUAGCUGGAGAUAAUGUUUGGAACAGCGAUACGUUUGGAAAUCGGGAGAUAGAGAAGGAUGUCUACGCUUACGCAAAAGGCAUAUCUUGUGAGUAUCACGAUCAAACCAAUGUUCCAAUUUACUGCAGUCGUUCUAUAGCAGUAAGAUAUGCGUAUACAAUAUGUGACAAUUGCUGUCCCGACUUGCACAUACCAUUUAUCCCGGGUUGCCACGUUCCUCAUACAGCAUCAGUAGCUUCGUCAAGGCCAUCUAGUGCAGCUAGCGGAAGAUCUUCCAGAUCCUCUAGGUCAAGGGAUUACACUUCUACUAUUCGAGACGAUGACAGUGAAAGUGUCAUUUCCGUGUCAAGCAAAUCCGAAUGGGAUAAUCAGUCUGUUUCUUCGGAAGUUUCUACUAUAAACGAUGAGGAUGAUUUUCCCUCGUUGGGAGGCAGAGGUAAAAAGAACAAUAUGUCUUCAGGUGGGCCUUGGCGUUUUACUCCAAAUGAUUCAUCCAGUGUCUACAGCCAGUCGAGCACCAAAAGUUAUGCAGGAGCUACAGGAACAGCUGGUUUGAGUAGAAGGCCAUCGGAUAUGCCUUCGAGUGUUAUGGACAGAAUGGACAAAUUAUCGAUUAGUACUCCGUCUACAAAUGCGUCUUUUUCAGUUGGUCAAGGGGGAGUGGCAAGAGAUUUUGAUAAAGGUGAUGAUUUCCCUGCCUUGGGGCGAGCUAGAACUAUUGGAGCCAGAGGUCGUGGAGUAAGACGUCCUAAUUGGUAGUGGUUUUAUGAGCUUUUUUUAUUUGCAUUACUUGUCUUACCUUUUGUAUAAUAAAGGAGAUAUAUUUCA